CUUUUGUCUCAUCUUGCUUUCUCUCUCUUUCCUUUCUUUUUGGUUCCAAAAGAAUGUAUGCAAUGAAAGAAGAAGACUGUCUUCAAACGUUUCACAACUUACAAGAGUAUCAAGACCAGUUUCUUCUUCAUCACCAUCCACAAAUCCUGCCUUGGUCAUCUCUACCUUCUUUUGACCCGACCUAUUUCCCAUCCAACCCGACCCGUUAUCCUGAACCACUCCCCUACCUCAACAGGAGAGCUUCUUCUUCCUCUUCUUUUGACUAUACCGAUGGUUUCGUCUCUCCUCCUUCCAUGGAUCAUCAUCAUCAUCAUAACCAUUUAAGGGUUUUAUCGGAAGCUCUUGGACCCAUCAUGCGACGUGGCUCAUCCUUCGGGUUUGAUGAUGAGAUUAUAGGGAAACUGAGUGCACAAGAUGUCAUGGAUGCUAAGGCCCUGGCUGCUUCAAAGAGUCAUAGUGAAGCUGAGAGAAGAAGACGAGAGAGAAUCAACACUCAUCUAGCUAAGUUGCGAAGUAUUUUACCAAAUACAACCAAAACGGACAAAGCUUCGUUGCUAGCGGAAGUGAUCCAACACAUGAAGGAGUUAAAGCGGCAGACAUCACUGAUCACGGACACGAGUCAACUCCCAACAGAGUGCGAUGAUCUGACCGUUGACUCGAGCUACAACGACGAAGAAGGAAACUUGAUGAUAAGAGUUUCCUUUUGCUGCGAAGACAGGACUGAACUCUUGCAUGACAUCAUCAAUGCCUUAAAGUCUCUAUGUCUUCGAACUCUCAAAGCCGAGAUCGCAACCGUAGAUGGUCGAGUCAAGAACGUCUUGUUCUUGAGCCGAGAAGACAAUGAUGAAUAUCGUAGAAACUUCGAUGGUGUUGUUGACGUGGAUAAUGAUGAUGAAGAGAAGAGAUAUAAUGGUGUGAGUUCGAUAGAAGAAGCGUUAAAGGCGGUUAUAGAGAAGUGUGUCAAUAAUAAUGAUGACAAUAACUUGGAGAAAUCAUCUUCAGGGAGUAUUAAGAGGCAAAGGACUAGCAAGAUGGUAAAUCGAUGUUAUAAUUAGUUAAUUCCUCCCUCAUAAAAUGAUUGAUUAGAUCAUCAAGUCUUUAAUUAAUUAUUAUGUGCUAAUUAGGCUUGCAUAAUGGGAUUAUGUGAUAGUUAGUAGUAUGUUGUGAGAGGAAGGUAAUCUUUUUAAUUUGGUUUGGGUUUCUUCUUCUAUGUUUUUUUAAUCUAUGAAGGACCCUUUAUUUAGGGUUUUACAGUAAGGUGUUUGGUUUAUGUAACAAUUAAGACAUUUCUCGUCUUGGUUAAUACAGUAAAUGUAAAUAGUUUGGGUUUGUAUUUGUUGGAGUGGGAUCAAGAAGGUUUUCUUUUUAAAUUACGAACUAAUUAAG
Eruca vesicaria subsp. sativa (arugula) is the source of this 1386-nucleotide messenger RNA. The record is from the annotation of a GenBank genome assembly. NCBI's taxonomy places the organism in Eukaryota, Viridiplantae, Streptophyta, Magnoliopsida, Brassicales, Brassicaceae.